AUAUACUGUCCGCAUGUCGAAAGAUUAGCCGUUGAUUGGGUUAAAAAGUGCCUACCUGAGGUUCCGAACCCCUCAAUCUAUCAAGAAUACAAAAACAGUCAAAUGAAUAUGCUGCUAUAUGGUAGCAGGAAGCCUAGUCUGAAAAGAAUUGCUCGGAUUUGGUACAAUGAGUCCUACGACUAUGACUACGAUACUAAUUCGUGCAAGCGCGACUGCGAACAUUAUACUCGAAGUUACUCAUACGAAUUGGAGAGGUUAGCCAUGCAGUGGGUUGCACAAUGCCGAUGGGAACAUCCAGAUCCCAAAAUUUACACGCAAUAUCGUGGAAUCGGACAGAAUCUUGCGCUUUACGGUGGCUACGUACCAACAUUCACAAAGAUGGCUGAGGGCUGGUACAACGAGGUGGCAAACUACACAUAUUAUAACAACCACUGCUCCCACGUUUGCGGACACUACACACAGAUGGUGUGGGCAUCGACAACUCAUCUGGGCUGUGCAAUGCGGCGCUGUGAUAAUAUUGCGCCCCACUGGCCUAAACCCGUUUAUCUCAUGGCUUGUCAAUACGCUCCAGGUGGAAAUUUCUAUGGGAUGCGGCCCUACGACGCUGGUCAAACUUGCAGUAAAUGUCCUGCCGGAUAUACCUGUUAUCGCAGACAAUGCUCCAAAGUACCCCACUACACAAAGCGUCGUUGA
Messenger RNA from Mesocestoides corti, 693 nucleotides. Lineage: Eukaryota; Metazoa; Platyhelminthes; Cestoda; Cyclophyllidea; Mesocestoididae. The record is from the annotation of a GenBank genome assembly.